Molecule: messenger RNA, 1337 nt
Organism: Papaver somniferum (opium poppy)
Lineage: Eukaryota; Viridiplantae; Streptophyta; Magnoliopsida; Ranunculales; Papaveraceae
Product: spliceosome-associated protein 49-like
Exons: 5
Coding region: 240-761 (173 amino acids)
Molecular function (GO): RNA binding
Source: RefSeq, a predicted model, not a curated record
UAUCCUGCUUCCCCUUACUAAAGUUUCGGGCUCCGCCCCUUCUGCGGCAUUGAAUUUUACUACGUUCCGGUCAUUAGGUGUAAGGAGCGUGUAAGGAAUAUAAUCCGAGUGUAGGUAUAAAAACGGAUUGGGGAUGCUAGAAUAAUAACCGUAUAAGCCAGAAGUUUUAUUUAUUUAUUUACAAGGAGGUGAGGAAUUCUCUCGCGUGGUCUGUUCAUCAACAAUCGAAGCAACAAAUCAUGCCUGGAAAUAGGGAUUGCACAGUUUAUGUUGGUAACUUGGAUGAGAGGGUCAGUGAAAGAGUAUUGUAUGAUAUCCUCAUUCAGGCAGGACGGAUAGUGGACUUGCACAUUCCACGAGACAGAGAAUCUAAUCGUCCCAAGGGUUAUGCCUUCGCGGAAUAUGAAACUGAGGAGAUAGCAGACUACGCUGUCAGGCUUUUCACUGGCCUUGUGACUCUUUACAAUAGAUCUUUGAAAUUUGCGAUAUCUGGGCAAGAUAAGACUACACCCUUGUCUUCCAAGCCAAGGCCUCAACCCUUAAUUUAUAGCCAUAGUGAAACAAGGGUUUCUUCAUUUACCGCAAGUGAUAUACAUCAAGAAUUGACUCCUCCGGGAGUAAUACAGAGUAAUGGUUAUGGAUUAGAACUCAGCAGCAAAAAUUACGACAUCAGUCGUCAGGUUUUAGGAGCAGCAGAAGAGAGCAUUCGCCGCACAAAUUCAAGUCGAAAAAUAAACGGCAGAAUAUCGUUUCAGAGGUAGCGCAAAAAGAAGACCUAACAUAGCUCUGGGAUAUUUGAUGUUGAGUGUUUGAUAGGUAGGUAACUUGUUAUGAUGGAGCUUUUCAGUAUACUCUUCCUGUCUGUGUUUGGGUUCAUAUUUCUCCUUGCUUGGUUGAAUUUCGGAUCGACUUAGUAUGUCAUCUGAAGUUCUCUCUUAGUAACGAAAGAAUCAAGUGACAAUUGUAGACGGAGGCAUCAGAGGAAGUUUGUAACACACUGUUCAAUGUAAAAUCAGAGUAUAUCAUCCUUCAACUCUACUUUGAAGAUGCGUGCAUUGUAUCAUAAGCUCUUGAGACUUUACCAGAGCGUUUGCUGUACUAUAAAACUUUCAUUUUCACCAACCUUUGGUUCCCUUAGGCUAAAGAUGAAACUUUCUUUUUCAUCUGAGAACGGGUUUUUAUAUGGGCAGAAGGAGAAUUCCACUCCAAAGAGAGAAAGGAAAUUGAUAUCCUAUCACUAAUGUGGUUUUAGUGGGUGUUUAUGGAAUUUGGACUUGGUCCAAAUUAGGAUUGCAGUUUUUAUUGAUGAUUAUGAUGAUGAUCCAACUAUAAACCCA